This is a messenger RNA of Didymosphaeria variabile, 984 nucleotides long. RefSeq names its product Methionyl-tRNA formyltransferase (gene FMT1). Gene Ontology annotation, cellular component: mitochondrion. Bases 1 to 984 code for a protein of 327 amino acids. Gene Ontology annotation, molecular function: methionyl-tRNA formyltransferase activity. Gene Ontology annotation, biological process: conversion of methionyl-tRNA to N-formyl-methionyl-tRNA; biosynthetic process. The record is from RefSeq and is a predicted model, not a curated record. The transcript has 2 exons. Lineage: Eukaryota; Fungi; Ascomycota; Dothideomycetes; Pleosporales; Didymosphaeriaceae.
AUGCUGUGGAGGCUGCCAGCUUCCGUCCGCUCAUUGCUUGUCCCAAGCUAUCGCCGUUUCGGUUCCUCCUCCGCGGCGACUGUCCCUCCGCUCAGAAUCCUGUUUUGCGGCUCCGACGACUUCAGCAUCGCAUCGUUGCGCGCAUUGUCCCAGGCCCAAAAGGAGGUACCCAAGCUCAUUGAAUCGAUUGAUGUGGUCCACCGUCCGGGGAAACGAACUGGACGGGGCCUGAAAACCCUACGCAACGUGCCAAUCAAAUUAGCAGCAGCAGAAGAGCUCUGUGUCACCCACACCAUUGACACAUUUACCGGCUGGACACCGCCCUCCCGAGUCGACCUUAUCAUCGCUGUGUCCUUCGGCCUCUUCGUCCCACCACGCAUUUUGAAUCUCGCUAAAUAUGGAGGACUUAACGUCCAUCCUUCGCUCCUUCCCGAUCUGAAAGGCCCAGCGCCUAUCCAACACGCCUUGCUGAAACGCAGGCAGUAUACAGGCGUUUCCGUGCAAACACUACAUCCAUCGCAGUUCGAUGGAGGAACAAUCCUGGCUCAGACGCCGUCGCCUGGCGUGACAAUCCCGGACUUGGCGACUGCGGAUGAUCUGACUAGGAGGCUAGCUUUUGAAGGAGCAGACAUGCUAGUCAACGUUCUGAAAACUCGAGCCUUUGUACCUCCGCUGAAAGACAUUGGGUGGUACAAGGAUUCUGGCGGACCAAUAGAUCAUGCCGGCAAGGUCAUGAAAGGGGACCAGCAGGUGGACUUUUCCAAAACGACGUUGGAAGAUGUCUUCGCCAUCAAGCGUGCGAUUGGCGAUCCUUGGUGCUGGCUUCCCAACGGUGAGAGGCUCAUGUUGAAUGAAUUUAGUGAGGCCAAGGGCCCUGGAAAAGACAGCGACGAGCGCAUAUGGAUCUCUGAAGGGGGGGAAUACAGGUGUGAAACAAGGCACUCCCCUGGUGCGAAUGGCUUGUGGACGUGUCUUAAUAAUUGA